Messenger RNA from Funneliformis caledonium, 1278 nucleotides. Lineage: Eukaryota; Fungi; Glomeromycota; Glomeromycetes; Glomerales; Glomeraceae. The record is from the annotation of a GenBank genome assembly.
AUGGAAGAUAUGGAAAGCAGAACCAACAAGCGAGUCAACGAACCAAAACACCUACGAAGAAAAGUGGUAUUUGUAGAUCCUGAUGACCCCGAAGCACCACAUUGGUGGCCCGCCUUGGUGGUUCCACUUAAAGAAAUCGAAAUAUUCAAGCAAAGAAUGGACUAUGAUGUACAAUACCCAGCUGAAGGAGAAAAUGUAGUUUGUUAUUUCGAAGAUGGUUCAUUUUCAAUCGUACCAGAAAAGGAUCAACUUCCUUUCGACCCAAAAUGUGAUCCAUACACUAAAUAUAUGGAAGGUCCUAAUGCAUCGAGUUUUCAAAAAGACAAGGCCGUAACGUUGGCUACACUUUAUUUUGAAAAAGGUAUUAUACCACAAUCUUUCAAAUGGCUUCAUAAAGAAGAUAAUAUUAGUGUUGGUAGUACGGCCAUGGUGGUUGGUUCUUCCGGUAAUGGUAUUAACGCGAACCAUCAGUUUGGAUCGGAUGGACCAUACAUAAACGAUGAAGAUCCAACUGAAACUAUUGUACACGAAACUAAAUCUUUUGGAAAUACGAAACGACACGCAAGAAAAGAUAGUUCUAAUAACGAUCAUGCGAAUGUCAACAAAAAGGAUGGACAGAAAAGAGAAAAUGGUGGGACUACCCAACGAAAAAAUAGCAUUGGUGGUCCAACCAGGAAAAAUUCUGGUCCAAUUGCGGGAAAUCCAACCUCGCGAACCAUGAAAGCAAAACAUAAUAAGACAUCAGGAAAUACACGACAACUAUCCGCAAAUUUCACUACAAAACAUUCUUCAGUUAAUCAAUCUAUAAAUCAUAAUAAUUUAUCUUCCACACAAUCAACAAAAUCCAUAAAUUUUAGUACCUCUGCAACUACGCCAAUAUCGUUUGGUGCAUCAAAUCCCGUAGCGGUUACGGAACGCAUCUCUACUACGUCACGAAUAAAAGCAUGUUCACAAUGUGGAGAGAAAGCCAGCUCAGCGAAAGCCGCAGGUGGAUCAGAACUAACUCACACACAAAGUCACGGUGUUUUGUGUAGUGAAUGUGGUGAAUUAAUGAAUUCGUUAGUAAUAAAAGAUGGUGAUGUUGUGAUGGAAAAUGAUCAAUAUUUUAAACAUUUUAUUGAGAAAAAACGUAGACAACCUGAACGACUCUGGAGUAUAAAAGAUGUUGAGAAAGUUGAGAUGAGCAUUCUAUAUGGAAAAUUACCGGUUAGUAAGCGACAAAGGUGGUUAGAUAAAUCUGAAGAUAUAAUGGAGUUAACAAAACAAUUUGAAGAUUAA